AUGGUUGAUCGAUAUCUGGUGCAUCGUGUCCAUCAAAUGUGGCAGGAUUACUAUAACGAGAUGGCCACGAGGAUCCAAGCGUUCUGGCGUGGUUAUUGGAUCAGGAAAACCGUCCUUGACAUAGAGAAAAUGCGACGAUGGUUGAACGAAGUCUAUGCGAAGAACGAGGAAACCGUGAAGAACAUGAAGAGGUUCAAACAGGAAGAGAUAGAAUGCGUGCAGACGAUAAUCGAACAAGAGUCCAUGCAGUGGAUACUGUUCAUCCUCUUCAAGUUACAUCAUUUGCUGAGAACGAAGCAACGACCAGGUGUGUUUACCAGAAUCGACAACACACGGUUUACUUUGAUCGAGGAGAUGCUGAGAUGCUUGGAAUAUAAACGCUACAUGCGCGAUAAGAGGACGAAGUUAAAGAGGAAAUGUGAGGAUUGUCAAAUUGAUAGGAAACCAACGUUGAUCUUACGUGGAACGUACUAUGAAAGAUGCGAGAAAGAGAUUCACGAAAUUCGGAAAAAUCUGGAAGCGGGAGCCGUGCCAAUAUAUAGAAGUGAACCAUACGAGGAGCAUGAGAAGAGCAUUCGCGAAGUAAACCGGAUGCGCUUAGUAAGUUCCAUAGACGAAGCGUACGAAACAAGUUCCCGACGAAAAAUCGAGAUGAAGAAUGACAAACAACGGAAGGUGUGCUCUUUGAGAAAAGAAUUCGAACAGCAAGCUUGUUGCAUCAAAGAGGCCGAACUCUGCGAGAAAAUUAAGAAAAUGGAUUGUCACCUAAACCAACUCCGCUUGAAAUGUCCUAUUCACGAUCCUCCGUGUCAAAAAUGA
This is a messenger RNA of Bombus terrestris (buff-tailed bumblebee), 819 nucleotides long. RefSeq names its product spermatogenesis-associated protein 17. The coding region runs from base 1 to 819 and encodes 272 amino acids. The record is from RefSeq and is a predicted model, not a curated record. The transcript has 4 exons. NCBI's taxonomy places the organism in Eukaryota, Metazoa, Arthropoda, Insecta, Hymenoptera, Apidae. Gene Ontology annotation, molecular function: protein binding.